AUGGAUGUAGCGACAGUGCGACAGCACCGUGCCCCGAGUUUCCGUUGUGAAUCGAAAAGAGCCUGGCCAAGGCGCCAAUGCCGCACCAGGAUGUGUCCCAAAUCGCUGCCCGAAGGUCCAGCCGCGCGCGCCUUGAGUCGCGGCCUGCACGCCCUGGCUGCAGGAAGGAACUGUUACUAUGAGGUGAAUCCCAUGAAGUUUAGGACAGGAUCUCCACCACCGUGGGCUCCCGUGGCCUCCCUUGGGCUCCAAGAGUCUGGUUCAACUCGUCGGCGCUAUGGUGAGUUUAGGACGCACGAGCAGCGCGUCCCGCACGAGCAGCGCGAGCCGCGAACGUCGUGCCUCCGAAGCGAGGCCCGAGUCGUUUCGUGGCAAAGGCUGUCGGGGGAAGUUCUGCAGGUGUCUUUGGCACUUUCUGCAGCAGCCACCAAGUAG
Cladocopium goreaui is the source of this 435-nucleotide messenger RNA. NCBI's taxonomy places the organism in Eukaryota, Dinophyceae, Suessiales, Symbiodiniaceae. The record is from the annotation of a GenBank genome assembly.